GUAAAAAAGAAAAUUCUGAACUUCUGCUCCUUCUUCCAAGUCUAGUGCUAGAGAACAGCAUUCCACUGGCAAUCUUCGGGCCUAUCCAGUUACUUCUUCCAUCUUUGCCUUUUGAAUGUGAAAUAGGGAAAGAAUAAAUGCUUUCAAAAUGGCCUAGAUCACAGGUACCAUGAAGCCAUAGACCAUAUGGUUGGCGUGCUUGAUUUGAGCUGGGUGAAUCCAUUACCUCUGGUGCUCCUAGGCUGCCAGUACCUGAACCUCCCCAUGCUACACCUUCCUGUCUCUCUCAUGUGCAGCCUCAUUUCCCCAGAAAAUCCCUUUUCUGCUCCUUCUUAGGUCAGCUAUGGUUUUGUUUCUGAAGCUCUGAGUGAUAAAACUCACUUCCCGUUCAUCUAUCGGAUGGUCCCCAAAGAAGAACAUUUGUACCAAGUGAUUGUCAAAUUGCUCCUGCAUUUCAGGUGGAAUUGGGUUGGCCUUGUUGCUCCAGACACAGAUAACGGAGAAAGGUUCAUAAGGACUUUGACCCCAGUCCUAACCAGGAAUGAGAUUUGUGCUGCCUUUUCACUGAGGAUCCAAGGACUGAAGAUGGAAAUCCCAUUAUUGCCUUUUGAAAUACUAAUCAUGUGGAAUAACGUCACCGUCUUCAUUUAUUACGGGGAGAUACGUUUCUUUACCUCGAUUAUAAAAACUUUACAGGUCAGCGUCAGUAUAUAUAGUAUACCCAUUGUGGGGAAAAUCUGGAUCACAACAGCUUUGUGGGACCUCACUUUGAAUUUCUCUUAUGACAUAUUCUCCAACAAGCAAAUCCAUGGCUUUUUUUCUUUCUUAGUUCAUCAGGAGAAAAAGGUUAAAAAUGAGAAUUUUGAAGCAUUUUACGAUGCUAUGAACGAGUUUGGACUGGGAGCCUUUAAAUGCUUGCUUUCAAAACACGAUUUGUCAGUAAAAUGGCGGAGAAGGUGCAAGAAGGAGAGGAUUCUGGAGGCCUUGACCGAAGAGUUUGUUGACACCACUCUGUCCAUGGACAGCUACCGCAUUUCCAGUCUUGUACAGGCUGUGGCAAGGGCCAUCGAUACGGCCCUCUCUUGGAGAACCCAAAGGAUGAGACGUGCAAACAGGUUCAGAUCACAAAAUAUUCCACCAUGGCAGGUGUGAAUUUUUCUGUGAGAAAUACAUUUUGUAAUUUCUUGGAGAAAGUUAAAUUUUUGGUGUCUCCUGGGCCUGGUCUCCAUGUCAUUGAGACAGCACUUGCUCCAAACCAUCCUGCUGAUGCUCCUUCCCCUUCAAAAUCCUUUUUUCCUGGACAGUGUUCAGGUUAUGGGAGUUCUAUGUCUAAGCAAUUAGGAGGAAUGUCAGAGUUACACCUACUUGUCAAACAGUUUUUGUGUUGCAAAGUGUUCUGGCUCUAAUCUUUCCCAAAUGCUGAUUGAGCAAGAAAGGACUUGCCCACUAUCUAUCUUCAGUUGAAGGUGGAGGCGAAAUUCCUAAUAUCAUAGAAAAGUUUGGAGGGAAGGACUACAACACAGAGGAGAGAGAACCAACCACUUACUCAAGCUAAAGAGGACCCCAGAAGAAUGGAAAAACAGGAUUUGGGGGAAAGCAUUUCCUUGUGGAUGUAAAUGGGCCAUUCUCAUUGUUAGGGAAAAUGCCAUGCUUUCUGAAGCAGCCACCAAGUGGGGAACUAAGUUGUUAGGGAGAUGGAACAUUGAGAUAAUUGGGGGCAUGUCCUAGAUUGAGGAUGGAAUAUUGCAGUUUCUCACCUGUUGUGGUUUCCUUCUUAGUGCUGCCCUUGGGCUGAACUGCAAGUGGCCAAUGGAGGCUUGUCUUUUUAACUGGUUAGGCUUAUUGGGGGCUUUGUCCACAGGUGGGGAUGGUUAAUGUGGGGUAAUGAGAUUAGGCAAAGCUGGGGAGCUGGGUCAUGGGGAGGGAAGGAAUUCAAUCUCCAUCUUGCGAUGUUACUAUUUAAUUUUAUUUCUUCUAUUAGACCUAAGAUUUUACGGUCAGACCAGGAUGGAAAUAUUAGACUUUCCUAUUUUCUGGACAUUGUUGGUUUUUCUUCUCUUUAGCUUCACCCUUUCCUGGGAAACACCCACUUCUACAAUUCCUCUCUGGAAGGAGUGUAUUUGGAUGAAAAAGGGGAGCUGAGUGCUGAAUUUGAUAUUGUGAAGUGGGAGACAUUCCCCAAUCAGUCCACCCAUGCCGUGAAGUUUGGACAAAUACACCAAUGUCAAGGAUCUUCAGAAAUGCAUUUCACCCUAGACCAAGAUGGGUGGUCCAGGCUUUUUAACCAGGUGGGUGCAACCCAUUCCUCACACUUGGCUGAAAUUCUAAUAGAUGAUAAUUAUUUAAUGUAACGUUGUGGGUAAAGAGUGAAGAUUAUGUUCACCAUCUGAAGGAAAGGCGGGAUAUAAAUCAGAAAAUCAACAAGAACUAUUCUAUUAUACAAAGAUGAUGGUUAAUGCUGGAUUGAAGAACCAGAACCAUUUUAAUCAUGAGACAGAGAGAGAGAGGGACAGGAAAUUAAUUUCAAUUUGGAAUAUGUUGAAAAAUACCAUGCCUGGUGUUCCUUCCAUAGCAUUAGAAAUGGCAAGAAGCAUCCUACAAAAUGUACAGAAUAAAAAUGGUUCCAUGACAGGAUUCAAAUGACCUGCUGAACCUUUCUCUUCUAAAGGCUCAUUUCCAUGGACAGCAUCUAAUGUUUGGUGGUAAUGCUUUUUUGUUGUUGUUAGACAUUUUGUCAUUCCAGAUGUACUGGAAGAUGUCACCCUGGAGAGGCCAAGAUGGUUCUGGAAGGAAUGCCCCUUUGCUGCUACGGCUGUUCCAUGUGUGCAGAAGGGACCAUUUCCACUCAGGAAGGCAGGUGUCUCCAGAAGGAGCAGGACUUUAUGAACUGAGCCCAACUAACUUUUCAGACUGAUCAAGGAUUCACUGGCUUAACCGAUGGACAUGUGAACAGAAUGUGUGCUCCAAGAGAUUUAUAAUUAAAUUAUUUCUAUCUCAUUGUGGGAAAGAUUGAAGAAAGAGAAGAAAUGAAUUUACACUAACGUGAAAAUGUCACCCAAAAGUUAACAGAAUAAAUUCAGUAAAAAUGAAAUUUAGUCCCAACAUCAGGAAAUACUUCCUUAGACCCCUUCCAACCAGUUGAAAGCCAAGUAUUUAAAGCUAAACGUGGGUGAGAAAGCCAUGAAGCAUGGAAAAAGGCAGAAGACAUGGCUUCUGAGGAGAUCUUCUCUAACUUGGUAUCUUCCUUUCAUCACUAGCCAGCAUUUUCUAAGUCAACUUCUGUGCUGUUUUCAUCUACCAUAGAAUUGCUACUGAAAAAAAGUGGGUUCAUUAUAAUAAUCUGAGCAAGGUUCCACAUACAUCAUAUUUUCUAAAUUGAGUAGCAUUUGUCAAUCAAUGACCUCUCUGGGUUUUGUGCACCAGAGUUCACCUGCAGAUGGAUAAUAGCAGAGAUUAUAUCAUUGAUAUUAAUACAAUUAAACAUACUAUGCCAUCUGUUUUCCUUUCAGAUGCAGAUUAUUGCGCCAACUGUCCAGAUGAUCAGCAUCCAAAUAAGGCUCAAGAUCGAUGUCUCCCCAGGAUCCCAAACUUCCUGUCCUACAAAGAACAUCUGGGGAUCGUCCUGACUUCCCUUGCUCUAUUCUUCUGCUUAAUUACAGCCUUUGUGUUAGCCAUCUUCAUUAAAUUCUUGGAAACUCCUUUAGUCAAAGCCAACAAUCAAGAUCUCUCCUUUGUCCUCCUCGUCUUCCUCUUCUUUUCCUUCUUGUCCUCCUUCCUUUUCAUUGGUCAGCCAAAGACUACCACUUGCCUCCUCCGACAAACCGUCUUUAGCAUCAUCUUCUCAGUUGCUGUCUCUUCUGUUUUAGCCAAAACAGUCACAGUGGUGCUGGCCUUCUUGGCAACAAAGCCAGGGAGUAAGGCGAGGAGAUGGCUGGGGAAGACCUUGGCCAAUUCCAUUAUUCUUUCUUGUUCUGGUAUCCAAGUUGUCAUCUGCACAUUUUGGCUGGGAACCUCUCCUCCAUUUCCUGAGUCUGACAUGCACUCCCAGCUCGGAGAGAUCAUCCUGCAAUGCAACGAAGGCUCUGUCCCCAUGUUUUAUGGGGCCCUUGGCUACAUGGGCUUCCUGGCUGCCGUCUGCUUCAUGGUGGCUUUCCAGGCCAGGAACCUGCCUGGGGCCUUCAACGAAGCAAAGCUGAUCACCUUCAGCAUGCUGGUCUUCUGCAGCGUCUGGGUCUCCUUUGUGCCCACCUACCUGAGCACCAAGGGAAAAUACAUGGUGGCUGUGCAGGGCUUCUCCAUCUUGGCCUCCAAUGCUGGGCUGCUGGGCUGCAUCUUCUUCCCCAAAUGCUAUAUUAUUCUGCUACGACCUGACCUGAAUACAAAGGAGCAGCUAACGGCAAAAAGUAAAGGUGUCUUGAAAGUGAAGGCUAAAUAACUGCAGUGGACUUAUGGCUGGACAUGUCUUAAUUCAUCAGUUUAAUUUCUGUUAGAUAUGCAUUUCUGCCUUGGUGGGGGGAUGGAGAAAUAGAUUUGCUUUCUGCUUCACCCUCUGCAAGCCAUUUUAGCUGCUCCCCUUUUUUCCCCAUGGCGGGUGAAGAACGAUCAUAACAAAGCCACCAUUCCAGUUUUGUGGACUGAAGGCUUGCAAGGGUUGCUCUGCCCAAAGUCAGCAAAGUCUGUCCCAUUUGGAGAAGAUCUUAGGCAGCCAAGACACAGCUGAUUUUGCAGGCAAUCCUGCUAGAGCUGAAAGCAAAGGAGUAGGAGAAAUCAAGGCUGGAAAAGAACAGUGCUUGCUUGAAAACAUCACUGA
This is a messenger RNA of Python bivittatus (Burmese python), 4810 nucleotides long. The record is from RefSeq and is a predicted model, not a curated record. NCBI's taxonomy places the organism in Eukaryota, Metazoa, Chordata, Lepidosauria, Squamata, Pythonidae.